AUGACUGUGAAAGUUGCAGAAUUAAAAGGCACAAAGCAGGCGGCCACUGGCUCAGCUGCUGGCACAUCAUCUCAUCCAGUUAAGAGAAAAACAGUUGAGACAGAAAAUACAGACUUAAAGAGAGUAAAAGGUACAGAUGAAAAGCCACACACAUCUUCUUCAGGGCUGCCAGCAGAUUUUUUUGAUGAAGCAGAGCAAGACAGCGCCAGUGUACAGCUUUCCAAGGGCCCAGGUCCCAGUUUAUUGUCAGGGAAUUACGAUGACGACGACGACGAUGAGGAAGAGGAGGAACAAGAACAGUCAAGCAAAUCUUUUGCUGUGCAUAAAACUGAAAUUCCACCUCCAACUCAAGAAGUAAUAGCUAAUUCUCUGCCUGCAGACUUUUUUGACACCAAAACUCCAGCUGCUCCUAUAGUUUCCCAUUCAGGAUCCAUACAGAAAGCAGAGAUACAAGAGAAGGUAGUUGAAAGGAAAGAAAACACUGCUGAAGCUUUGCCAGAAGGUUUCUUUGAUGAUCCUGAAGUGGAUGCAAAAGUGAGAAAAGUUGAUGCUCCAAAGGAUCAGAUGGACAAAGAAUGGGAUGAAUUUCAGAAGGCAAUGCGACAGGUCAACACAAUUUCAGAAGCAAUAGUGGCAGAAGAUGAUGAGGAAGGACGACUAGAUCGCCAGAUUGGAGAAAUUGAUGAGCAGAUUGAAUGCUACCGCCGUGUCGAGCUUUUGCGGAACCGCCAGGACGAGAUGAAGGAGAAGUUAAAGGAAGCCAUGAGAUUAAGAGCAGCACAAGAGAAAGAGGAGGAGGAUGUUGGCAGUGAAGAUGAAGAAGAGCUGCAGGAUUUGCUGUCACAAGACUGGCGGGUGAAAGGGGCUUUGUUGUAGCAUUUCUGCAACACGCUUGAUACUCUUUUUAUCUGUGGUCUUACUUCCAUUGUUAGAAGGGAGAUUCUUUUGUUAAAUAUUUAUUUAAAGGAUCGUGAGAUAAAGAGCCAAGCUUAUUAAAAAAUUUUUGUAGAUCUACAGUGUGUAUUACUUACUGUAAAAUCUGUAUAUUGCAAAUGUUUUACAAAACUGAAUGCACCUUUCCUAUUAAAAUGACUGGUUUCCUACCAGAAGUAUUUUAAUAGGAUUACUAAAUCUGUAAAGAAAUCUCUAGGCUUUUGGAAGCAUUAGCUCAGUUUGGUAAUUUUGAGACUUGGCUUAUUGUCUAUAGAAGUACAUAGUCUACAAAGUUUUCCCAGACUGGGAGUUUAGGGAAAGUAAAAUACUAAGCAUUUAUGUUUUCUUAAAAUUUGUAGGUGCCCUUCUGUCCAUUGUCCCAGCUCCCAAUAAAAUAUGUACAUUUUUUUCAGGGUCUGUUACAGUUUCUCUGUGUAUAUAAGGACUAAGCUCAGAAAUGCUAACCUACAGCUUCUCCACAGUGUAUAUCCUGUGAUGUGCUAUAGCACUGGUGCAUAUUUUUCUUUAUAAUCUCCUCUUUUGCUUAGUGCAGCUAUGAUGUAGCAUACCUCACAUUUCUUGAACCAUAGGGAUGAGAACACAGUGGUUACAUAUCUGCACCACUUAAUGAGCAGGUGACAAAAUGCCUGAGAGGAAGGUACUGCACUGGAAACUGAGGAGAUUAAAUAAAACCAAGAACAAACAAACUUGACAAGACUGGGACAUGGAAAGCAGAACUACCUUUGCCAGCAUUCAUGCUGUCAAUGUUUUUUCACUUGAGAAACACAACAGAGCUGCUUGAAUUCAUUUGAGAUAUUUCCAGAAACCUAAUUCCCAUUUGAUGACGCAAAAGCUGCGGAACUGGUGCUGUCUUUCAUCUGGAAACUCACAUUUGUGUGGGCAGUGACCUUUUCACAGCGAGUACAUGCUUCCUCUUAUCUACCUUUGGGCAUGAGUGGUUUACUUUUCUGUCUUGGUUACUAUUAUUUUUUACCCUUUUUUUUUCUUUACCACCUUGUCUUUUGUUUGUCUGUUUUGUACAGUACAGCUAUUAAGAGUUUUUUCUUGCCAUUCAGAAGUAUUUUCCAACUAAAAUAAUGAAAUUAAAAUAAGCUUGGAUUUUAUCACAUUUCUGCCUGUAUUUUU
Ficedula albicollis (Collared flycatcher) is the source of this 2079-nucleotide messenger RNA. RefSeq names its product zinc finger protein 830 (gene ZNF830). Gene Ontology annotation, biological process: nuclear DNA replication; mitotic DNA replication checkpoint signaling; mitotic DNA damage checkpoint signaling. Lineage: Eukaryota; Metazoa; Chordata; Aves; Passeriformes; Muscicapidae. The transcript is spliced from 11 exons. The record is from RefSeq and is a predicted model, not a curated record. The coding region runs from base 1 to 876 and encodes 291 amino acids. Gene Ontology annotation, molecular function: nucleic acid binding; zinc ion binding. Gene Ontology annotation, cellular component: nucleus; spliceosomal complex.